Molecule: messenger RNA, 1290 nt
Organism: Neohortaea acidophila
Lineage: Eukaryota; Fungi; Ascomycota; Dothideomycetes; Mycosphaerellales; Teratosphaeriaceae
Exons: 2
Coding region: 1-1290 (429 amino acids)
Molecular function (GO): monooxygenase activity; FAD binding
Source: RefSeq, a predicted model, not a curated record
AUGGGGGAGAACAAACUACGCAUUACCAUCAUCGGCUCGGGCAUAGCUGGACUAUGCUCCGCCAUUGCUCUGCAGAAGCAGCCGAACGUCGAUGUCCAGCUAUUCGAGCGUGCACCAAAACUCCAAGAAGUCGGCGCGAGUAUCGCUCUUGGCCCUAAUGGCAUGCGUACAUUGGAGAGAUUGGGCGUUGUUGAGGCAUUGGACGACAGCCUUGCUUUCCGCAAUAAAUCGGGGUAUCCAAUGAUAUAUCGCCACUGGAAAACAAACGAAGUCAUCUCCGUCGACGAACACCACUCCGCCGUCGAAACCCGUUACCAAACCGCCCGCUUCUACCGCGUGCACCUCCAGCAAGCCCUCGCAUCCCACAUCGACCCAGCGCGCCUCCACUUCAACAAGACCUUUGCAUCCGUCGACUCCGUCCCGGAAACCGACAGUCUCCUCGUAGCCUACACCGACGGCACGAAAGUCGAGACUGACAUCCUGCUCGGCGCAGACGGCAUCCGCUCCGCCGUGCGUCAACAUUUCGUCCCAACUUCUGCGCCCAAAUGGACGGGCUGGGUAGCGUUCCGCACCGUCUUUGAUGCUUCGCGCGUAGCGCACAUCCCCGGCGCCCUCGACGAAGCAUAUCACUGGUGGGGUCCGGACCGCACUUUCUUCUCUUCCAGACUCGGCGCCGACCUGUUCACCAUUGUCGGAGGCUACCACGGCGAUCCGCACGCCGAGGACGCGGCGUAUAGGCACGCAACGUGGAAUUCGCCUGGCGACGUCGAAGUGCUCAAAGGCUUCUAUCGAGACUGGAAUUCCGUCGUGAAGGCUAUGAUUGAUGCGGCGCCGGAUGUGCGACAGUACCCCAAUACUUUCGCCGCAGGGCUGGCGUCGUGGGUCCUUGGAGACGGGCGCGUGACUCUUGCCGGGGACUCCGCCCAUGCGCACGGCGGUGCUUUCGCAGCAGGUGGUUCGUUGGCGGCCGAUGAUGCGUAUGCUUUCGCGCGAGCUGUAGCGCACGUCAUGCCGCCUGAAGUCUCGCCUUCAGGCGCGAGGAUUGAAGAAGCGCUGAAGUUGUACGAGGCGACGAGGAAGGCGCAUACGGAUCGCGUGUUGGCUAUUGUGCACCAGGGAAACAAGAAGAUGGUUGAGCGGGUGGGGAAGACGGAGACGGAUGAGGAGCUGCGGGCGCGGAUGAUGGGGCGGUCGGAUCCGUUUUGGAUUCAUGAGCAUGAUGUUGAUGCUGCGUUUGCGCAGGCUGUUGCGCAGAUUUACGAUGGCGAUGAUGAUAGAGCUAGAUUAUGA